AUGAUCCAGAUCUGGCAGCAGGUCUAUUUUCCUGAACUAAGAUUCCCAGACAUUGUUCUGCCUAAAGAUCAGGUCAUGGCGGCCCCCUUGAUGUCGGCAGAGGUGCCUAAGCGCUUCAUUGAAGAAUAUCUCAUGUUUUUUAGGCACUGCACCAAGAGGUCUGCUGCGCAGUGGCAGGUAGUGCUCAGAAGAUCAUACCCUUGGUUCCAGUCUGGACACAGACUUUUCGACAAGGAGCCAGAAGAGGAGGAGGCAAAGAUUGAUUUCAGAAAAAAGUUUCUGAGUGUGGCGCUGCCCCAGGACAUGCCCUUUGGUGAAGGGAAACCUUCCAACUAUCAUCUGGGGGCAGAAGUGUGUCACCCCAAUUUCUGUGCCAGGCAGCUUGGCUGUCCCCACCUCAUCCCUCUCAAAUCCUAUAGGAGCUGCAAUCGUGCUACCUCAUGA
Prunus armeniaca (apricot) is the source of this 444-nucleotide messenger RNA. Lineage: Eukaryota; Viridiplantae; Streptophyta; Magnoliopsida; Rosales; Rosaceae. The record is from the annotation of a GenBank genome assembly.